This is a messenger RNA of Spirodela intermedia, 347 nucleotides long. NCBI's taxonomy places the organism in Eukaryota, Viridiplantae, Streptophyta, Magnoliopsida, Alismatales, Araceae. The record is from the annotation of a GenBank genome assembly.
AUGGCUCGUGCUCGCAACCUGGUCCUUGCUGGCGGCUUAUUGGCCUUUGCAGGUGCUGGCCUAGCCUUUCCCUUUGUCCUGGCGUAAGUUCCUCUUUGUCCCUGCAAUUUAUCUGAUGUUGUCACGCUUAGAUCUCUAUCUCUCUCUCUCUCUCUCUCUCUCUCUCGCUAUGUAUGUAUAUAUAUAUAUGUCUGAUGCAUGCUUCUCUCUGAAGGACGUCCAAGCAGAAGCCCAUAAUUGACUCUUCGAAGCCGCUUCCUCCUCAGGCGACUUUCCGGGGGCCUUACAUAAACACCGGGUCCCGCGACAUCGGACCAGACAGCACCACAUCCUAUCCGAAGCCUUGA